AAACAAGAUUGUGGAAUAAUGUGCUCAUUGAUGACGUCUUCCCGUUUUCUAGGACUCAAUUAAACACGCAUGCGUUGCCGUGCGGAUUUCAAAUGGAGCACAAAAUUCUUGAAUAUGCUGAAAUCUCGAGGAAGAAAAAAUUGAUGCACCCCGUCUCCUGUUUUGGCGAGUGAGAGAUUAUUCAAGGGGAGCCCUGGAAACAGCUGCUGUCCCAGGUGUCAACUUCGCACAGAAGCUAGAAAACAUCCUCGGUUGCACCCCCGACCCCUCCCCCGCCCCCAACUAGAUCAGCCAAUCACAUCCCGACACCUUCGCUGACUCCGCAGUCUCUCAGACAUGGAACCAGUUGGGUCGUGUAGUGGUCCACAGAAUUCAAGGACAGACUGCAGUCAGAGCGCCUCGAAGAGUGUUGGGAUGCAGUCCUCGAGGCGUCGACUCGUCAUGAGAAGUACACGGACUGUCAGGACCAGGACAAUUUACUGUGAUUGGUGGAACAGUGUAUUCUGCUGGGUUCCAGAAAAUCCAGAAGGAGAACGUCCGGCCAUCAGCCGUCAAACUCAAGCGGUCAUGGAUCACGGAAGUAGCGGAACGAUCGGGAAACACACAACAUGCCUAGCGGCACUAUGGCGGUCCUUCGCGCCCGCAAAGUCCAGACCAAGUUCUCAGAGAGAGGCGACACCAGCGCAGUCAAGAGGCUUCGCCCAGUCAGUCCAGAUGGGGACUUUGUCCACCGUUAAGUUUGACGAUGACGCCAUCUUGGGGGCCCCGGUGACUACCACGGAGGACGUGGGGGUGUCCAAUGAGCUUCACCGCGACACCAGAAAAAGAGGCAGCGGAAUGGGAAAGAUGGAGGAACCUCUUGAGAAAGCGGACAAAAAUUUGCUGACUGUGCGCUAAAGUCGCAGGUUGUUGUAAUCAAUUAACAGUCCAUGAUGGUCGGAGGAUUUCAAGAUGGCGGGGGUCUGCGUAUUUGUCUUUUGCUUGCAGCCUCAAUGUGAUAUCCAUCUUCAGUCUCCAUCUGGACCAGGCUCCUACAGACAGCAGCUUUCGACGUGCCGCUGGAUCCAGGUGUUCCAGGUCUUGUGUCCUCCCGGGUCAUGAGCAAGUUCUGUACCGUGAAGAGGGGUGGGGAGUCCGCGGAGGAGUGGUGCUGAACGGACAGCUCCCGCCUUAUAAAGUCCACGCGGAGCUCCCCCCACCCAAGAAGAGCAGCACAGCCAUGAACCAGCCCAGCUCCCCGUCGUCCAGACCCGCGCUCGCUCUCUGCCCAUCUGCCUGACACGCAGCCGCAGCAGCCGCAGCAGGAGCCGCCGCCGCCGCCGCCGGCGCAGCAGCCAUGAAGAGGCAAAACGUGCGGACCUUGGCCCUCAUCAUCUGCACCUUCACCUACCUGAUCGUGGGCGCCGCGAUUUUCGACGCCCUGGAGUCGCAGACGGAGACCAGCCAGAGGCGGGAGGUGUCCCUGCGCCGGGACGAGCUCCUCCACACCUUCAACUUGUCCGCGGGGGACUUUGACAGGCUGGAGAAGGUGGUCCUGCAGCUCAAGCCGCACAAAGCCGGCGUGCAGUGGAAAUUCGCCGGCUCCUUCUAUUUCGCCAUCACCGUGAUCACCACGAUCGGAUACGGCCAUGCGGCCCCCAGCACACACGGGGGGAAGGUGUUCUGCAUGAUCUACGCUCUCCUAGGCAUCCCCCUCACCUUGGUCAUGUUCCAGAGCGUGGGCGAACGCAUCAACACCUUCGUUAGAUUCCUUCUCCAUCGUCUGAAGAAGUGCCUUGGCAUGAGGCGGACUGAGGUGUCCAUGGUCAACAUGGUGACGGUGGGCUUCAUAUCGUGCAUUAGCACCUUGUGCGCGGGGGCCUCGGCUUUCUCUCACUUCGAGGGGUGGAGCUUCUUUCACGCCUACUACUACUGCUUCAUCACUCUCACCACCAUCGGCUUCGGCGACUACGUGGCGCUGCAAAACGACCACGCCCUGCAGACCAAGCCGGACUACGUGGCCUUCAGCUUCAUCUACAUCUUGACGGGCCUGGCCGUGAUCGGGGCCUUCCUCAACUUGGUCGUCCUCCGCUUCAUGACCAUGAACGCCGAGGAUGAGAAAAGGGACGCCGAGCAGAGGGCUCUACUGGCCCACAACGGCCAGGCCGGCAGACGCGCGCACUGCGCCGCAGACCAAGCGUCUCCGUCCUCCACGGCGUCGGGGUGUGUCGGAGGGAGCGCGAUGGGAGGCGGCAGUCGGGGACUGCGUAACGUUUACGCCGAGGUGCUCCACUUCCAGUCCAUGUGCUCUUGCCUUUGGUAUAAGAGCCGGGAGAAGCUGCAAUACUCCAUCCCGAUGAUCAUCCCACGUGACCUCUCCAACUCCGAUAGCUACGUGGAGCAAGGAGAAGCCUUCUCCGACCCCGUCCACUCCAACGGCUGCAUGUGCAGUCUGCAGCCCCACUCCGGCAUCAGCUCGGUGUCCACUGGUCUCCACAGCAUCAGUGUAUACAGGAGACUCAAUAAGAGAAGGAGCUCCAUCUAGACGGUUUCAAACUCACUUGGGAGUACUGUGCGGUAAAGGGAGUGUGGUACCGGAUUGGGUCUGGACUUCGGGAGAUCACAACUUCAUUCUAAAGAGGCACCAGGUGUCUGCAUCGCUGUGGUUCAAUAGCGCAAUCAUGAAGCAGGUGCCAUGAACUAAGCACAAGUCCUUUACAAUUAGAAUGCAGACCUCUGUGAAGACAGGCAGUGUGUUAGUUUGUUUGCCUCACAGUUCUGAAGUCUGGGGGUUCAAAUCCUCUGCAGUUUUCACCAAGUAAUCCAGGUUCCUCCCUGAAACAUUUCCUCGGUUCAUUCCAGACUAAAUUGUCCUUAGGUCUGGAUGUGAGCGUAGAUGAUUGGUUCGCUGGAUGUAGUCCGCGAUUGGCGAUUGGACUGUUGACCAGUCCGGGCUGUACCUCACAACUCGUCUAAGUCAGUUGGGCUAAGCUCCGGGUCAGCCAUGACCCUACCGAGGAAAAGCAGUGCAGAAAAUGGAUGGACUGACCUCUGCCAAUGCCAUAUGCAGUACUGCUGAUUUGGAUCGACACCAAAUUCUAUACUUUUUUGAUAUCCAUCUCCUCUAAACCCCCUGACUUUUUUUUAAUACUUAUACAUCUUUUUUUGUUAAUAGUUUGGGGAGUGGUGGGUUUUCAAAAAAAAAAAUAAGUCAAUAAGUACAGUGGAACCACAAUAAAACAGAUAAAAUGGGCCAUCAGGAUUGAACAAUGUGUCGAGAAAUAGUUUCCUUACUUCCAGAAACGGUAGCCGGCAGUGAAUGUGACACGGGGCUGAGUAUUUCCGGGUCACAGAUACGCAAUAUAACUAGAUCCCGUUUCAAAAGGCGUGCCUCCCGUGCCUAUGUGGCGGCCAUGUUGAAUGUGGGGCAUUGAUGUGGCGACCAUGUCGUAAUGAUUACCGUAAUUCCCGGCCAACAGAGCGCACCUGGAAAUACCAUUUGGUACAUUACGUGGGCCGCAGCCGUGUAAAAGCCGCAAGUGCCCACGUUGAAAACUGAUAUUGAAACAUGGGGUAUUUACAAAGACGGUCACAGAGAGUUUAACGCUAGCACUAGCGCCACGCUAACAGGGCCGGUAAAAGUCACUUCCUCGGUACAUAUAUUCCACCGGUCUCACUCUUACCUUUUCCCCUCGAGUGGCCCUUUGCGGCCGUUAGAAAAAAAUGCACAAAUUAGCCGCGUCACUGCAUAAACAGCAGGCUUGAAAGCGUGUAAAAAAAGUCGCAUGCUUAUAGGCCGGAAAUUACGGUACAGUUUAUCUAUUAUGUGUAUGGAGAGAGAGAGAGUGUCAAGGCUUCAGUCUUAACUCUAAGGAGUAAAAACACAAGGGUCUGGAUUCUGGAACGUGGUAUUUUUGUUCCAAUAACUUUUUUGGGGGGGGUCAAACCAUUCACCUAUACCAACUGAUUUGGAAUUAGGCAGCACACUAAUUCCCUGCGGCUCAUGAAAGCGACUCAACAGGGAUGACUGAUGAACGUCAACAAUGUCAUGAUGAUCAAGCAUAAAAUGUGAAUCUUUCAAACAUUUUUAAGACUUUUAAUUUAGAUUUAUUCACUUUAUACUCUACUCCACAUUUUGGGCCAUGAAAAUAAAAAUGUACAGAACAAUAAUUAGUACUGUCGAGCAAUAAAUUGCUUCCAUGUUUUGAAUCAUCAGAUAUAGUGUACCCCCCGCCACCCAAUCCCUAUUAGUGUGUUCUAUCCAGGUUCCACUGUAUAAAUAUUUUUAAUAGGGCCUUGACAAAUACCCCACUCAACGAAACACAAAAAUUAAAAACUUUAUUGAUACUGAACUUUCUUGUUACUCACCUUUGCUUGUUCAUUGUGAUUUUCUGAUAUUAUUUGUAUUACAUAACAAUGGUGAAAAGGGACAAAGGGGGCAGGAGGUAUCACAUGUAAAUAUCUUAAAUUGAAAUAUUUUAAUGACUCGUCGACAUUUCUCUCCAAACAGACUCUGGUUCAAUAUGUUUUACGCAUUUAAAAGACAAAAUAUGAAAACUGGACAUAUUCGGACACCGGAACCGAGCAAAAAUAUUGCUUUCACGAUCCAGUGUCGUUUCCUUUGCGCUGCGUUCAAGCCAAAUUUUUCGAUGGUCUUCAUCUUUUUUUUUUUCCCCCUCUCUCUGAGAUACUUUAUGUUAAAGUUCAGAAUGAUUGUUCAGAAUCAAAUAUGGAGGGAUGGGACACUCGUGACACGCCGUCACUCCAAUCGGACCUCACCGUUUUCUACAAACGAAUUGAUUCCACCUUUCUUGCUGAUUUGUUCUUUUCCGAUAAUCGCCGUUAUUGCAUGGAAACUCACUUUGUACAUACUAGAAAAUCAUAUCUACUUCACUGCUGCACCUUAGAAGAUUGUCGUGUAUGCUUUGACACUGGAAGUCAGUGCACAUUUGUUUCUCGUUGUACGGAAACCACAUUUUUUUGUGCGCGUAUUAUUUAAAACAUAUGUCUAAUGUCGAUGACGGAGAUUAUUGGCGGUAAAACUCGUGAAAUAAAUGGCCUCAAGAGUUUGAAGCUCAUGCACUUUGCUCAAAUAUCACACGUCGGACUAUUUCAGGUCUUGAAUGCAGUGCGUGUCCUUUACCUCCCCCUGAGCCCUGGGAUUUAUUUUUAUGUCUAUAUUUUAUUUUUUACAACGGUCCACUCAACAAGUCAUGCUAACAUUUAUUUCUGACACGUUUAUUUUUCUACAUACAGAUACCGAUUUACUGCAAAUUAUCGUUGUCCCUGAAAGAAGGACUGCAAUUAACAACGUGUGCGGCUGUAUAUUAACACAAUUAGUUAUUUUUUUUUUUCUGAAUAAAACGUAUUUUGGUGUAAAACAAUACUUGGUGCAUUCGAGUUUCGUUAUUCAUUGUUGGCUGAAGGUCAGAGUUUAUUAGGAAACCGACAAAACAAUAUUGUCUCUGUAAAGUUUGUAAAUACGGUCAAAUUAAAAGUUUAGGUGCAAAGAAUCUCCUAUUAUAGAUUUGUUGGUAAUUUUUUGGGGUGUUUAUUUUAAUAGUAGCUAUGAGAAUGUGAAUUGGUCACACUGAGUAAAGCAGGGGUGUCGAACUCAUUUUUGUCACGGGUUACAUUGUAGUUAAGACCCUCGGAGAAACCAUAAUUUUUAAUCAUACUUUACACGUGAAUUUUAUGGAGCAGUUUUGCAAGCAGAAAUCGAGGCUAAUGGGUUUUUCAACUACUGUUGAUGUUUGGUGAGACAAAAAAUGAUUGCAGUAUGUUAACAUUUUCAUCCAUGAUGUGACUAUUUGAAAUUUUGGUCCAGAUUUGGAAAAAAAAGUUGACACACAUGAUUUACCUUUGCAGGCCGCGUAAAAUGCGGUGGGCCGGAUCUGGUCCCCGGGCCUCGAGUUUGACACCUGCGUCCGUCAACGUUACAAUUUAUGAUAUGACCAUUUGAAAUUUUGGUCCAGAUUUUAAUAAAAAUCAUGGAGGUUGACACACAUGAUUUACCUUUGCAGGCUACGUAAGGUUAAGCAGAGCAAGGCAGGAAUCUUACACAGGAUUGGGAUAAACAAGCCUGGCUAUGUUGCAUUAAGUUUACAAUACACGAUGUACUGCACUGUACUAUGUAGUAUGAUUGACAACGGGUAUUGCGCGGUUAUAUAACGGCAGCGGUCUCUGUUUUGUAUCAAAACAAGGUGGUUUAUUUUCCCCAGGGAUCGAACGGCGGAAUGCGCUUCGAGGGUUGCGAUCUUAUUCUGAAACUAUUUGAUUUAUUAUGACUGGAAAUUAAGUGAAAACAAAUCGGAGGCCGGGAUCCGCGUGUCAAAAUUCAAAUCGAAUACAUUGGACUGAAAUAAAUAUGAUUAAACCCGUGAAAAUGUAUCGCGGAAAGCAUCCGUCACCUUGUGCCGCGCUGCGACACCCGCGCCGUUGCAUAACCGUCACCUCGGAGCACUGUCGCCGCUGAAUCCGGUACAGUUCGCCACCCGUACAAAAUUAUGAUCUGUAAUUAUUGCGGCUUGAGAAACGCACAGAGUCGGAGUUGUCGCCGUACAAGCCGCGGGCG
Molecule: messenger RNA, 6553 nt
Organism: Syngnathoides biaculeatus (alligator pipefish)
Lineage: Eukaryota; Metazoa; Chordata; Actinopteri; Syngnathiformes; Syngnathidae
Product: potassium channel subfamily K member 3-like
Exons: 12
Coding region: 1337-2524 (395 amino acids)
Biological process (GO): stabilization of membrane potential; potassium ion transmembrane transport
Cellular component (GO): membrane
Molecular function (GO): potassium ion leak channel activity; open rectifier potassium channel activity
Source: RefSeq, a predicted model, not a curated record